Messenger RNA from Nylanderia fulva, 3853 nucleotides. RefSeq lists its product as uncharacterized. NCBI's taxonomy places the organism in Eukaryota, Metazoa, Arthropoda, Insecta, Hymenoptera, Formicidae. The record is from RefSeq and is a predicted model, not a curated record. Gene Ontology annotation, molecular function: transmembrane transporter activity. Gene Ontology annotation, biological process: transmembrane transport.
CAGGAUCGCUUGCACCACGGAAGUUAUCUCUCCAUCAUCGGAUGUUACAGAUCAUUAUCUCGUGCAAUUUGCAAUCGCACAUCGACGCCUAAAACUUACGUCACUCGCGAAAAAUUUGCAUCGACGGCUAUAUCACUUCAUUAUAUUCUUCGUCGCAAACAUCCAAUUUUUUUGUUCAAUUAAACACUCGUCUUAAUUAAAUAAAAAUAUCUAAAAAGAGAUAUUCGCGAAAGAUCUUGAGAGAAUUUAUUCGAUAUUGCGCACAGAUUUAUUUUGGUUUAUUUUAAACGCACACAUUCUAGUGGACAUAUAUAGUGAACGUCGUAAACGCCGGUGACACCCAUAAAACAUGCACAAUUACCACGAAGAAUACACGUGUGUGCGCGUUUUGCGCAUAUACUGCAUCGAGAAUGCGAUUCACUCGCAAAUUACACUUAAGUAUUUACGGCGAAUUUUUUUGUCGACUGUAAUUCUUAUUAUUCUCGCCCGGAUACAAACCGCCACUUUAAUAAGGCGGAUCGUCGUAUCCUCAUCAUCUUCGAGAAUAAGAAUUAUUUGUCCGCUAAAGAAUUACACUGGAAAGGAUUAUUCUGGAUACAAUGCGCUCGUCUAAGUGACCUAAAGACCUAAAUAUAGAAUCCGUAAAAAUUUCUGGCAAAGCACGAUGAAACGCAGACGGAACAAAAUGAGACAUAGCAGUUCCUGGCCCGAUCGAGCACCGAAAACAGUGAAGAUGCGUAUCGAUCCUUUAUCUCGUGCCUUCACUAUUAUCCCGGCAAGCCGCGAAACGUUAUAUCGUUUGGAACAAACUUCGAGCAAAUCCGAUUGCCUGGAAGAAGUCAUUCUCCUAGAUCGAUACUCCUCUAAAGGAAUCGCGUCUGUGAUGAUAAAACGAAAGUUAAUCGAUGGAAAACCUAUAUCUAUAAAUAACAAACCCGCGAGCACCGUUGAAAAUUCAUCUGACGUAAUAAAUAACGAGACGAAAAGUAGAAAAAAUGCCAAUCGAUAUUUUAUGCCACGUAGUCUUUCAUCAAUCGAGACUACUGCAAUUAAUCAAAACGCUGUUAUUGUGUUGGAAGAAAAUAUUUUCCGAGAUCAAUUAAGAUGUAAAUCAGAUUUUUUCGCGAAGAACGACGAAGCAAAAAAUACAGAGGACAUUAAAAAAGCAUCUCUGCUGAGAACGACGUCGGAUACGACGGAUAUCGCCAAGUUAUUUCCGAAACAUGUCCAAGAGGAGCCCGUAAAUACAGCGACACGACUGACAAACAAAUCCCCUUCGUUCGCGGAGACUAACGCCUUUGAUGUAAUAGUAAACGUUGCAGAUGAGAGCUUGCAUGCAGCCAGGAUCGCGCAAAUAGAUAAUUCACAAACACGAGAGACGAAUGGGGUGAGGAUGGAGCGUCAGACUGCCAUCUCGCCCGCAUCCUCACCGAGACAGGCUACGUCAUCGCCGCCGCAUAUCAAGGUGGACGACUACGACGAUUAUGCGACAUCCGUUUCAUUCUCGUCGAAAGGGGAUUAUCACGCCUGUCCAAAGUGCACGUCCGAAGGUCUCCUUCGCUCGCAAAUCGAUCCCUUCUGUUCACCGUCGCGAGGCAAAAAAAACGACGACGCGACGGAGGUGAAAGCGCACGGUUUUCGACGCGAUGACUCGAUCAAACACGAGAAAAAGGAAGGGUACGAUAUACGUCAAAAUAAAGAUAUCUGGUACGCGGGAUGCUUAAUCGGAGAGGCAAGAAAUGCGAAUGGCAAAAAAUUGCCUCGGCAAAAUAAAGACGACGGCUUGUUGCCAGCACGACCGGCUAUAGACUUCAGAAAGGAGGCUACUCUCAAGCGACAUUACUAUCCCGAGGGAGGUUGGGGAUACGUCAUUGUCACGUGUUCGGUGCUGGUGCAUUUUAUCGGGGUGGGUCUGCAACUUGCCGCGCCCGGAUGUUGGCAUACCACGGCGGAACGAAAAUUUCGACAUCCUCCACUGCAUAGUGCAGGAUGGCUGGGGGCAAUGUCGACGGGUGUAGCCCUGCUGGUUUCGCCGGUGACGAUAGCGUUUUGCCGAAGAAAAAGCACAAGAGUCACGGCAGUUUUGGGCGGCCUCGUUACCGCGCUCGGCUGUCUCUUCACUUCCUUCGCCUCGCAGUUCCACCAAUUGUUCUUCAGCUACGGCACCGUAGUCGGGAUAGGGGUUGGAAUGACGCGAGACUGUAGCACACUGAUGGUGGCACAAUAUUUUAAAAGGAAGAGAGAAUUGGUCGAAAUUUUCAUCGUAUCAGGAAGCGGCUUGGGUAUAGCGGUCAUGUCUGCUUUUAUAAAAGGAGCAAUCACGGCAAUCGGAUGGCGACUCGGUCUUCAAGCUGUCACAGGAGUGGUUUUUCUCACUUUUAUUCUUGGCACUUUUUACCGUAGCGCUUCAUUAUACCAUCCUCAACGAAGAGCAAUCUUACAUUUAAAGAAUCAAAAGCGUAAAAUAAAAGACAAAAACAAGGCUGAUGACAGGCCACCAUUUUUCGAUUUUAGCACUUUGAAGAGUAAAACAGUGAGGAUUCUCUUAGUGUCAACCGGAAUUUCGGCGUUUGGGAUCAACACGCCAAUAUUUUAUCUGGCGCAUCAAGUCGAGGAGGAAGGUCUCGGGGAUGCAGUCGUCUUGUUGCAAGCUUAUCUCGGACUAGCUUGGACUCUCGGCUGCGUAGCAUUCGGACUUUUGGUCGUUCAUCGCAGCGUCGAAUGCAGGAUAGCCCGCCAAUAUCUCACACAAGCGGCCGUUUUCGUAUGCGGACUCUGCAUUCUCGCUCUCACCGCCGUUCAAGGAAAUUACCACGGAUAUGUUAUGUUCGCGUGGAUUUACGGUAUUUUUUGCGGCGGCUAUCAUUAUAGCCUGAAGAUGUAUACGUACGAAAGGGUGAGAGCACGAAACUUUGCCAGAACAUGGGGUUUCGUCCAAUGCUCUCAAGCGAUACCAAUUGCGAUCGGAGUGCCAAUAUCGGGAUAUAUAAACGUAGGCUGCGGCGGUAAGGCUGGCUAUUACUUCAGCUCAACAUGCGUCUUAGUUGGCAGUUUCACUCUCUUCUUCAUCGAUUUGCAUAGAAGAAAUUUGUCCAAACAUAAACAUAGAGUUAAUGGUACGAAACAUACAUGCGCUUCGGAUAACUGUCCUCAACGACGAAAGCCGUCAUUCAGUCAGGAACCCGAGAACGAAGGACCUCAUGUGUCCGCUGCUGGAGCAGCCGGAGCAACAGCCGCAGCACUCGUCUUAGGAGCUGAUAUUGUGCCAAUACAAGGUGAAACAAUAAACGCUUUGGGAUCAAAUAAACCGGAGCUCACAUGUAUCUCAGAGGAAGGUAUCGCCGACAUGGAUUUACCCGACAAUCUACUAGAGGAUCUUGAUUAUAUAGGAGACUGCAUAACCUCGUGUAACAAGGUCGAGAACUAUCUCAUGCUUUCAGAAUUCGAGAAUAAUUUAAUCGCCGAGGUGCCGAUUAUUAUGGAUCGCCGCGGACGCAGAUGGUCCUUGGCGCGAUCCAAAACUAUUCAAUCUAAUUGUGGUCAGACUAGCGGUGUGCAAUCGACAGCUGACGAAGAGGAAGUUAAACCGAAGUGGCGUUUCAUGAAUGUACCGCCUAAUGCUAAUACCAGAAUGAUCACUGUCAUCGACGAGGCCAGCGCGUAAUUACGAGUUACAAACAAUAUAAAGUUAUUAAUCCUAAACUUGAUAAGAUUUGAAAAAAAUAAAUUUUAAAUAAUAAAUGAAAAAAUAAGCAGAAAUUUACAAAUAGGAGGAAACGUAUAAUUUUAGCGUAUUUUUAAUGUAAUCUUUUUGUAAAAUACUUAAUCUAUAAAACUAAAAUUAACCUGAAAA